This is a messenger RNA of Salvia miltiorrhiza (redroot sage), 1629 nucleotides long. RefSeq names its product ethylene-responsive transcription factor 1B-like. Gene Ontology annotation, biological process: ethylene-activated signaling pathway; regulation of DNA-templated transcription. Bases 731 to 1219 code for a protein of 162 amino acids. The record is from RefSeq and is a predicted model, not a curated record. The transcript has a single exon. Gene Ontology annotation, molecular function: DNA-binding transcription factor activity; DNA binding. NCBI's taxonomy places the organism in Eukaryota, Viridiplantae, Streptophyta, Magnoliopsida, Lamiales, Lamiaceae.
CUCCACUCAACUAAUAAACAAUACAUUUUUUUUUUCUUAAAACCUGUAUUUUCUCCACUAGGUCAUGAAUUAGUGGACGAAGGGAGUAAUUUUUACGACACAUAAGAUUUACUGCGUGUUUAAUAUGGAAUCCAACUACUACUUAUCAUAAGAUGAAUAAGUUUUUUUUAGGCAAAAAGGGUGCUAUUAUUAAUUCAUAUCAGAGAUGACAAUAUCUAGAAGCCAGGGGAAAUCCCGACCUCCAAAUCAUUACAUCAUGAGAAACAAUAGCAAAACUAGCAAAACGAGCAAGCUUAUGAGCAACUCGAUUCGCUUCGCGCCGAUCAUAAAAGAAAUCUACCACCACGUAUUUCCGAGCGUGUUCAAAGACCUUCCCUGAAUAUUUAUCGUAAGAUUAAUAAGUAUAGUAGUUGUACAUAUUUAAAAAGGAUUUCUUACAUCCAAAGAUUAAUAAUCAGAAAUUGAGAAAGGAAAGCUGAAAUAUGUGAAAUGCCAACAACGGAACGGAAUGAUUGCGUGAGCGAGCGGCUAGCCGGCUCGUAACAUUUGACCCACGUGUCAUAUUUACCCCACUUGUCCAAUAAAAUCUCAUCUCAAAUCACAACAUCAUCGUCCAACUUGUCAACUUUUACUAUACAUAUCCAAUUCUAGAUUGAGUUUGGGCUUAUAAAGAUCUCCCCUUAUUUAGCUACAUAUAUAGAAUCCUCUCAAAUUUUGGAAAAGCAAGAAAAUGGAUUUAGUAGAAUAUUCCCCGAUUCUCCCCUUCUGGUCUGAUAAUUCCCUUCCCUUCAACGAGAAUGAUUCCCAAGAAAUGCUGCUGUUUGGGCUUCUGUCUGAAGCGAGCCAAGAAACCUCGGACUCCAACUCCGGCGACGGCCAAGAGCCGGAACCCGCGAAGGAGAAGGCGUACCGCGGCGUGAGGAAGCGGCCGUGGGGGAAGUUCGCGGCGGAGAUAAGGGAUUCCACGAGGAACGGCGAGCGGGUGUGGCUGGGGACCUUCGACACGGCGGAGGCGGCGGCGAUGGCCUACGAUCAGGCCGCCUUCUCCAUGCGCGGAGAGGCGGCGACCAUCAACUUCCCGGCCGAGAGGGUGAGGGAGUCUCUGCGGGAGCUGGGGUGUUGCAUUGAGGAGGCGGGGGGAUCGCCGGUGAUGGCCUUGAAGAGAAAGCACUCCAUGCGGCGGAGGUGCGGCGGCGGGAGCAGCAAGGGGAAGGUGUAGUAGUAUAUGAUGGUGUUUGAGGAUUGAACCAGUUUUUGAGUAGUUCUAGUAUUUCAUUCGUGAAUUAAUUAAUUAUAUCAUCUUUUUUUUUGACAAAAAAUUGUUUGAGCUUUUUUUUUUUACUAUAUAUUUAAAGAAAAAUGAAAGUUUUUGUAAGUAUAAAAUUAACAAUUAUGAAUGAAAGUAGUAUAUAAUUGUUAGGAAUAAAAAUGAACGUCUCUUCCUUUUUCCUGGUCUAUCCAAAAACUACCAAAAGUCUUUGAUUAAUUUCGUUUUCCCAUUUCUUCUCAUUAAUUUGGAGCUUAACUUGCCUUCUUUUUUUUUUUUUUUUUUUGGUAAUGUAGUAUAUAUAUGUUUGGAAAUCUUGUUUCUGCCCUAUUUGAAUUUUAUAUAUUGUAACUUUUGAUAAA